CACAGCUGCUAGCGUGGCGCGAAACAGGAGGUGGUUAGGAAGGUACACGCUCUGACUUUUCCCCAAGAUUCUCCGACUUCACAAGACCCUCCUAAGAAAGAUGGCAGUGCCUUCUGUCCAGCUUCCCUCGGGUGCAAAGAUGCCGGUUCUCGGACUUGGUACAUGGAAAUCCAAACCAGGAGAGGUAACCGAAGCCGUGAAAGCUGCUAUCGACGCGGGCUACAGGCACAUCGACUGCGCCUUCGUGUAUGGUAAUGAGAACGAAGUCGGCGCCGGGCUCAAGGCCAAGUUCGACGAAGGGGUCAUCAAGAGGGAGGACAUCUUCAUCACCAGUAAGAUCUGGAACACCUUUCACCAUCCAGACGAUGUGGAGGGGGCUGUGAGGAAGAGCCUAACAGGCCUGGGGGUAGACUACCUGGAUCUCUACCUCAUCCACUGGCCAAUGGCGUACAAGCGCGGCCCAGAAAUGUUUCCCAAGGACGCGGACGGGAAGUUUAUACGAGAGGAGAUCCCUUUCACCGACACAUGGAAGGCCCUUGAAGCUUGUGUAGAAGAUGGACUGCUGAAGAACAUCGGGCUGUCCAACUUCAACAGUAAACAGAUUCAGGCUGUCAUUGACAUCGCCAAGGUCAAACCUUCUGUCCUACAGGUGGAGUGCCACCCUUACCUGAACCAGAAACAGCUGCUACAGUUUGCCCAAGAGAAGGGUUUGGUGUUCACGGCCUACAGUCCGCUGGGCUCCCCUGACAGACCCUGGGCCAAGCCUGAAGACCCCUCCAUCAUGGAGGACCCCAAACUCAAGCCGAUCGCAGACAAAUAUGGCAAGUCUGUGGCUCAGGUCCUUAUUCGCUGGGGAGUCCAGCGCGACACGAUCGUCAUCCCGAAGAGCGUCACGCCGGCAAGGAUCCGACAGAACCUUGACGUGUUCGAUUUCGCACUGACGGACGAGGAGAUGGUGGUGAUCGACGGGUUCAACAUCCCGUACCGCGCCUGCCACCUGGACUGGGUCAACUUCAUGCCCGACUGGCCUUUCCACGAGCCUUUUUAAUUUGCAUUCUGCCCUGGCUUCUGUUCCAAACAAGCACACAUUCA
Messenger RNA from Branchiostoma belcheri (Belcher's lancelet), 1092 nucleotides. RefSeq names its product aldose reductase-like. Bases 101 to 1048 code for a protein of 315 amino acids. The transcript has 6 exons. Gene Ontology annotation, molecular function: aldose reductase (NADPH) activity. The record is from RefSeq and is a predicted model, not a curated record. Gene Ontology annotation, cellular component: cytosol. Lineage: Eukaryota; Metazoa; Chordata; Leptocardii; Amphioxiformes; Branchiostomatidae.